AUGCCACUCCAUAUCUCACAAGUCUUGCAUUCCGGCAAGGAGUGGCUCGCAUCGCCGCUUCGAGCAGCUUAUGGUUUCCUCUUUCCGCCUCUCGACCAUCUCUUUCUGGACCAUGCAGAUGAUGCAGGAGUGACGAGCGGAUCCGUCUGGACUGGCAGCAACGCUCCCAAAUCGUUACCGUUCGGUCGAGGCACCAGCACUACCGCCUCCUCCAUGUCCGCCUUCCAUGCCGACGACUCCUUGGACCAGCUCGACGCAUGGGACAGCUUCUCUGACAGCCCAUGGAGCUUUGUCACCAGCCGCUACGCCAUUGCCUUGAUCAUCGUUGUCAUCGUCAACAACCGGGUGCAGCACAUCUGCAGGCCGCGAGGUGGCGCAACUGCACGACUCUCCCCACUUCAGCGAGUCGCUCUCCGUAUACCCAGUCUCGUCCUGCUGGCUCGUUCCGUACUCAUCCUCACCACCAUCGUCGCCGAUGCCUUCUUGUCCGAAUCCAGCCCUGUCAACGCCCUGUUGCGCACGUGCACCACCACCUCAUGGCGAAAAGCCUGGCUUGCAGACACGCCUAUCUCCGGCUGGGCUCUGGACAGGUUUGGCUCAAGUAGCAGAGAUGCCCUCCUUCGUACCCGAGACGCUUCCGCACUCUGGGCCGCCUUUACCUCGACAUGCGUUGGUGUCAUCACCGAAACCGUUGUGCGCAAUCUGGACGCGGAUCGCGAGGAGCCACCCGCUUUCAAUCUGGUUGGCUUUGCCUUUCUGCUUCACUUUCACUCGUUUUCGCCAGACGCCCCCGCCAACGAGCACGUCUAUCUGUGUGUCCUGCUUCAGGUGCUUCAGAUUUUUACCAUUGCGCUGUCCAGAUGUCGUCGCCCGGUCUUUGCGCGCAGGCUCGUCAUCUCGAGCCUGUUUGGCGUUCUGGCGCUCUUGCACUAUGCUCUCGCUGCUAAAUCCGGUCGAUAUCCCUUUCUCGAAGCGCUCACCCGCACGCCCGAGAUCGCGCUUGUCUUGGUCGUGCUGCUCACCGUGUCGUUGCACGCGCUCACCAUGUUACUUCUCGAAGGCUCAAUACAGCCGCAUCGCCUCCUCUUUUCACGCUCCAACCUGCCUUCCCUCGACGAAGACUUUUCCCUGGCGCUCUUCAAGCUCGGUACGGCCUGCAUGGAGUCGACGCGCUUGACCGGCCUAGAACGAGAAAUGGAGCCGCUGAUUGCCUGGGACGCACCUUACAUCGAGCUCAGCUCCAGCGGCCGCAUCCAGCUCGUGGAUCCGCUUGUUUCGCGAGGUACUCCUGCCCAUCACCGACUCGACGCCUCCUCCUACGAGAGCGGCGGUGACGUGAGCGGACUCUCGCGUCAAGUCAAAGAGGUCCGCAUCGAGCCGACACUGCACGGCGGUGCUUCUUCCACCUUUGGACACGCAGGGCUGGCUCGCAUCCGCGCACUGUUGCACUUUAUCGUUGCAACAUUGCUUGUGACUCGCAGCCUCGCCGUCAUGGGUUUGCGAAAGAUGCUGCGUACCGUGGGUGUAGCGGAUCCGAGCGUUCCACGGUGGGUCUACCGCGGACUACGCCUUGUUCGGCUCGUCUGGCACGGCCGCAAUGGCGAAGCUCGCAGAAGGGAGCGACGGGAAGCCGCUGAUGCUCAAAGACGUCUUGAGCAACAGCAGCGACAGCAAACGCAAGAUCGACUGCAACAGCAGCAUCGUAUUGCCACACCCUCGUCGUCGUCUCACGUAGUCGACUCUGCUUGGGUCGAGUCAAGAUCCCAAAGACAGAGAGGUGCAGAAUCGCACGACAGACAGGGUAGCGAGCAAGCAUUCGCUGGGUCCGAGUCGCAACGCUUCGAAUUGGCAGAUAGCGGCAGAAGGUCAGCGGGCGAGGAGUUGGAGGUCGAUAGCGAUCAAGAAGACGACAACUACGACAUUACAGCCGUAGAGAGAGAGGCUGGUUACGAUUCAGAUGGUGUCGACACCGAGGAAGGCGACACGGACGAGUUCGAGAUGGAGACCGACGAGGUGUCUGGUUUGCUCGAGGAGCUGGGAUCGUUUGCUGCCGAUGACACGGCCUCGAGCAGCUCGCAGUUGACGCUGCAUUCGGGUACAGAAGCAUUCAACCAACUCCUGCUCGCCCAUCUCACCCAACCACGCGGUCAAGCACCUCUCACACGCUCCGCUUACAACACGCUCCUCCAUUUCUCAUCCACCGCGACCACCGACUCGAACAUGUUCCCAUCCGACUUGCAUCUCGCACAGUCGUUGAUCCAACGUCGCGCAUCGACAGCAACCACACAGCGCGGCUCUCUGACCGACGACUCUCGCCGACUCUGCGUCGUCUGCUGCACCGAAGAGCGAAACGUCAUUUGCUGGCCCUGCCGCUGUCUGUGCCUCUGCAUGGACUGUCGUGAACACCUUGCUUCCAGGCCUCCAGCUCGUCGAUCCUCGAUCGCAAGCAGACAGAGCGAUGACCCCACCCAUCUCUGCCCCACCUGCAGGACUCCGGUUCAGGCUUUCAGCCGGCUGUACAUCCCAUAA
Sporisorium graminicola is the source of this 2529-nucleotide messenger RNA. RefSeq lists its product as uncharacterized. The transcript has a single exon. Gene Ontology annotation, molecular function: ubiquitin protein ligase activity. Gene Ontology annotation, biological process: protein ubiquitination; ubiquitin-dependent protein catabolic process. The record is from RefSeq and is a predicted model, not a curated record. Bases 1 to 2529 code for a protein of 842 amino acids. NCBI's taxonomy places the organism in Eukaryota, Fungi, Basidiomycota, Ustilaginomycetes, Ustilaginales, Ustilaginaceae.